CACGUCUCGGGAGAAUUCGAGGCGAAGGACGAAAGAAUGAAGAAGUACAGAGACACCGCUCUAGAGUUACUUAAGAGUUUCACCGCGUAUAGUGUGGAGCAGAUUCCUCGGGCGGAGAAUGCCGAGGCGGAUAUCUUGUCGAAGCUGAGCUCAGACACGCCCGAGCACAUCAGGCGGAUGGCGAACGUGGAGGAGUUGUCCGAGCCGAGCAUCCAUGCCUUCCCCGUGGCGAUGAUCUGUGCUCGGCUAAGAGAUUGGAUGGACGACAUAGUUGCCUUCUUGAAGGAUGGCGCCCUCCCGGACGAUGCAAUAAAGGCCAAGUUGGUCCGGACUAGGGCACCUGGGUACACUUUGGAGGGCGAAAAGCUAUACAAGCGAGCAUACAACGGUACGCUGCUCAGGUGCCUCCGACCAGCUGAAGCGGAGCAAGUCGUGGAGGAGGUGCACGCGGGGAUCUGCUCCGCCCACCAAGGAGCCUACACGGUGUCAAGAAAGAUAACCCUCCAAGGAUAUUUUUGGCCAACAAUUGUUAAGGACUGUGCGGAGUUUGUGAGAAGGUGCAAGACAAUGGAACACAAUUCGAGUCCAAGCCCUUUAACGACUUCCUUGGGAGCUGGGGAAUCAANGUGGGGGGUGGACCUCGUGGGUGCGCUUCCUAGAGGUACCGGGAACGUGCGCUACGUCAUUGUAGCCAUUGACUACUUCACCAAGUGGGUGGAAGCGGCCCCAUUGGCAAGCAUCACCGGAGCUCAAUGCCAGAAGUUUCUCGCAAAGCAAGUCAUCUGCCGCUUCGGCGUUCCCGAGCACGUAAUCACAGACAAUGGAACACAAUUCGAGUCCAAGCCCUUUAACGACUUCCUUGGGAGCUGGGGAAUCAAGCACAGCUAUGCGUCGGUCGGGUACCCACAAACGAACGGCCAGGUCGAGAAUGCCAGCCGAACGAUAGUCGACGGGCUGAAACGGAAGUUGGAGGCCUGCGGAGGGGAGUGGGCAGAGGAGUUGCCGUACAUCCUAUGGACCUACCGGACCACGCCUAGAAGGGCGACCGGAGAAACCCCCUUCGCCUUAUGCUACGGGUUCGAGGCGAGGGCCCCUGCAGAGAUCUCCAUCGCGACUCACAGGGAGGAGAUCUUCGACCCCGAGCGUAACGACGAAGCCCUGGCAGCCGAGCUCCAUCUCGUGCACGAGAGACGAGAAGCGGCCUUCAUACGAGCGGAGAAUUACCGAAGGAAGGUAAAGAGCUACCAUGACGGGCGUGCGCGCGCACGGGGGUUCAUCGAAGGAGAGUGGGUGCUGCGCAAGAGGUCCGUGAGCCGCCCCCUGGAAGGUGGGAAAUUUGCCAAGAAUUACGAAGGCCCCUACAUCAUCAAAGAAGUGGUAGGCCCCUCAACAUUCCGCCUGCAGACGCCGAGCGGAGGGGAUGUGCCAAGGACUUGGAAUGCUGAGAACUUGGUUAAGUUUUAUCAAUGAAUUUCGAAUGUACACGGGCCCGAGAAAGGGAACCCGCAACACCAUGAUUGAAUUCAAUGAAGUGGGACUUUUUGCAAUGGUCUAACAUGCGUGUCCGGAUGCUCUUUCCGGACGAAAGUCUAACCUUCUUGCUCGGCACUCCCCCUCAGGAGAAGAGCCGAGCACAAGCCGUGUCUGGAUGCUCUUCCCGGAUAAAGGCCUAACCUGUGU
This is a messenger RNA of Cuscuta campestris, 1680 nucleotides long. NCBI's taxonomy places the organism in Eukaryota, Viridiplantae, Streptophyta, Magnoliopsida, Solanales, Convolvulaceae. The record is from the annotation of a GenBank genome assembly.